Messenger RNA from Capsella rubella, 553 nucleotides. RefSeq names its product VQ motif-containing protein 10. The record is from RefSeq and is a predicted model, not a curated record. The coding region runs from base 138 to 473 and encodes 111 amino acids. NCBI's taxonomy places the organism in Eukaryota, Viridiplantae, Streptophyta, Magnoliopsida, Brassicales, Brassicaceae. The transcript has a single exon.
UCUGAGCAUCCAAAGACAAGAGGAAGAGCUAAUUAUAACGCUGAUAUAUACGAUCUCACUAAGAUCUCAUUUCAUUCUCAAAACUUGUUUGUUUUCUGUUUCUUUAAUAUCAUCUAUAAGUUUUAUAUACAUACGUAAUGUCUGGAAGAGGGAAAGUGAAAUCGGAGCCGAUGAAGGUUGUUUUCAUAAACACACAGUACGUUGAGACAGAUGCUCGUAGCUUCAAGACCGUUGUUCAAGAACUCACAGGUAAGGACGCCAUCGUCGCCGCCGGUCCUUUUGACUCCCCAUCCGCCUCCGACAGCCGUUGUUACGGUGGCCGUGGUAGUAAAAUCGGUGAAGAUACCAGACAGUUCUACGGCGGCGGAGGAGGAGGUGGAUCAGGACGAUUAGAGUCGACGACGGAGUUCGAUACAUUUUUCAAGGAGAUGCCUCAGAUGGAGGAGUUUUAUAAACUAUGGUCAGAAACUUGAGUCAAUUAAAAUUAUAUGUCGUCAAUGAUUUUAAUUAUUCUCUUUCUUCUUGAAAUCGAAUCGUUCUCUUUAUCCUCCCA